AAUUUCCCUAACCAUUCUACAAAGUUUUAAAUCCAAAAAAGAUUUAUUUAUUUCUUUAAUUACAUAAGUUUGAAACAUGGGAUUGAAGGGAUUUGCAGAAGGCGGAGUGGCGUCGAUCGUUGCAGGAUGCAGCACUCACCCACUUGAUCUGAUAAAGGUGAGGAUGCAGCUUCAGGGAGAGGUCACCGCCGCUCCCAUUAUUCAUCAAUUCCAAACUGCCGCCCUCCAACCACCUCGUGUGGGCCCCAUCUCCGUCGGUCUCAGUAUCAUCCGCCACGACGGCGCCGCUGCUCUCUUCUCCGGCGUCUCUGCCACCGUCCUCCGCCAGACCCUUUACUCCACCACUCGUAUGGGCCUCUACGAAAUCCUCAAGACCAAAUGGACCGAUCCCGACACCAACAACCUCCCCCUCGCCAGAAAAAUCGCCGCCGGACUCAUCGCCGGCGGCGUCGGCGCCGCCGUGGGGAACCCCGCCGACGUGGCCAUGGUCCGGAUGCAGGCCGACGGCCGCCUCCCUAUCUCGCAGCGGCGCAACUACAAGAGCGUGGUAGAUGCCAUUUCACAGAUGUCGAAAAACGAGGGGAUUGGUAGCCUAUGGCGCGGGUCAUCCCUCACGGUGAACCGCGCCAUGGUGGUCACGGCGUCCCAGCUGGCGUCGUACGACCAGUUCAAGGAGAUGAUUUUGGAGAGGAAUCUGAUGAGGGAUGGCCUCGGGACGCACGUCACGGCCAGCUUCGCGGCGGGGUUCGUGGCAGCGGUGGCGUCCAACCCCGUGGACGUGGUGAAGACGCGGGUGAUGAACAUGAAGGUGGAGGCCGGGAAGGCGGCGCCAUACAGCGGCGCGAUGGACUGCGCGGUAAAGAUGAUUAAGGCAGAAGGGCCUUUGGCGCUUUACAAAGGAUUUAUUCCCACCAUUUCAAGGCAGGGCCCUUUCACCGUUGUUCUAUUCGUCACGUUGGAACAAGUUCGCAAAUUAUUUAAGGAUCUCUGAAAUUAGUUAGUGAUCGAUCGAUGAUGACGACGACAACUAUAAUCGUUUUAUUCUUUUAUACUAGUACCAUCUUCCAAUUUGAAUGAUAAAAUAGUCCAGCAUUAUAUUAACUAAUUUUUAAACGUAUAUAAACUAUGCAUUCUAUUUUGA
Molecule: messenger RNA, 1141 nt
Organism: Salvia splendens (bonfire salvia)
Lineage: Eukaryota; Viridiplantae; Streptophyta; Magnoliopsida; Lamiales; Lamiaceae
Product: mitochondrial uncoupling protein 5
Exons: 1
Coding region: 77-991 (304 amino acids)
Biological process (GO): transmembrane transport
Source: RefSeq, a predicted model, not a curated record